This is a messenger RNA of Polyodon spathula (Mississippi paddlefish), 1535 nucleotides long. RefSeq lists its product as uncharacterized. The transcript has 15 exons. Bases 276 to 1244 code for a protein of 322 amino acids. The record is from RefSeq and is a predicted model, not a curated record. NCBI's taxonomy places the organism in Eukaryota, Metazoa, Chordata, Actinopteri, Acipenseriformes, Polyodontidae.
CUUUUUUCAUAACUAGAAGUUAUUGCUAUUAGUUGUUUGCUAUUAGUUUUGUGCAAUUACAUUGAAGACAGGGGCUAACGUUAUGAAGUUUAUUUUAGAAUUUAUAUUCGGUUGUUCUGGAUAUCUGCUACAUCACUGACAGGAAACCCACAAGUUAAAACCAUCUCCAACACCCCACCCUGACUCUCAAACUGAAAAAGUGGAAGGAAGUUUCAGCGGUUGUCUUGCCAUUUACUGUUUCUUGUGGGUGGCUAAAAACUAAAGUAGCUGAAACAAUGAAGGUGAUGCAGUCAAUUUAUACAUUCGUGUUCUUUAUAAUAUGUCAACAGAUGGUAACCUUUUCAGACAACAUAACAGAUAAUUCAACAACUGGUACAGAAGCAACAGCAACAGCAUCUACACUGAAUAUCACAUCAAUCUCAACUGCUUCAGCAACAACUGCAGAAACAACAACAAAUAUAUUGUGUGGAUCAUCCUCACACGAUUCAGUGACUGCUACUAUACACCAAACUUACUCUAAUUCAACAACAAGUACGGAAACAACAAAACCAACAAAUACUACAACGAAUGUUAAAUCAGUAACAAACAAUUCAAUGCCUACUGUAAACCAACCUUACGCAGUUCUUCACUAUAUGAUCUAUCCCGUUGCAUUUGUGGUUGUCUUCAUUGUUGGACUACUUGUAUGCUGGAGAAAAAAUCGGAACAAAGGUUUUGAAGAAAUUGGUGACACAGAUUACGCAGAGGUGCAGCUGCCAAAACCAGCUGACAAUGAUGAUGAGAACCAACAGGAAUCUGACUAUGCAGUUGUGAUGGAACUAAAGACAUCCGAAAAUGAAAAUCAGGAAACUAAGGACUCUGACUAUGCCCUUCUCCAGGAACCAAGAGUUGUUGAACAAAAUUGCCCGCAUAACAUAGACUCGGAUUAUACAGUUGUGGAAUACCUAAACACAGAUGAAAAAAAAACUAAGGACUCUGACUAUUCCCUUAUCCAGAAACCGAAUGCUGCUGAACAAAAGGACAGCAAAGAUCCAGACUAUGCAGUUGUUCAGAAACCAAAAGUAGACAGGCAAAAAGCUCUGGAAAAUAAGGACUCUGACUAUUCCCUUGUGCAGGCAUUAAAAGAUGCUGAACAAACUCCAGAAAAUAAAGACUCUUCCCUUGUGCAGGCAUCGAAAGACAAUGAACAGAGUGAGCUGACUCUCUUCUAUAUCUGCCAUGUUCACCUUACGCCUAAUCAUGCUUGAAAUAAUUAGCUCUUUAUAUUAAGGUUUUAUAAAUGCCGUUUUAAAUGUAUAAUAUAUAUAUAUAUAUAUUUGUACCCUCUUUGAACAACCUGGAGUGUUUUAUUACACUUAUAAAACGGCACCCAACGCCAGACCAACCCCUCCGCUGGUUGUCAAGGGAACCAGAUAAAGUGGCUCUAAAAGUUCCAAGCUGUGCCGGUACAGUGACAUAUUCACACAGGUUGGAACACUUGUUAGCCAAUGAGAUUGCUCCCUCUAUUCUUGCCAUUUUAUAACCUAAAGUGAUAAUUU